Perkinsus marinus ATCC 50983 is the source of this 612-nucleotide messenger RNA. RefSeq lists its product as hypothetical. The coding region runs from base 1 to 612 and encodes 203 amino acids. Lineage: Eukaryota; Perkinsozoa; Perkinsida; Perkinsidae. The transcript is spliced from 4 exons. The record is from RefSeq and is a predicted model, not a curated record.
AUGCCGAGGUCGGCGUCGUCGCCGAGUAGUCCUUCCGGUGGUGGGGAGGGAGGAUUCUCGGUGGUGCUGAGAUCCUACCUCAAUGGGUUGACGACUCUGAAGAGGACGGGGAGUGGUAAUAAGUUUGAGGAGCUCUUGAGGGCUCUACCGUCGGAUGCGCGGAAGGCUAUCGAGGAGUUGGUGGAACGACGAGUGGAGGGGAUGGAGGGGGAGGGGGGGAGGAAAAGGAAGGCUGAAUCCUACUACCAGGGGGAAGGUGGUGAUGGCUCAGAGGCGCCUAAGCGAAAGCGAGGAAGGCCUAGGAAGGUCUCGACUCAACAAGACAACAAGGCUGCUGUUGCUACUUCCACGUCAUCACCAUCGGAGCCUUCAACUACUACUACGACCAUGGAGAUGAGCAGUAGUGGAGUGGAUAAGGCAGCAGCUGAGAAGAAGUAUAGUGACGUUCACUCGCUGUUGAGGGAGGCCCUGAGGGGUUCUGAUCGGGGAGGAGAGGUGGCUGUAGUUGAUGAUAUAUUCAAUACAGUUCAGCACAGCCCCUUUGAUUUUUAUAAAUAUUGCGAGUGCUCUGACAAGUGGAGACAGUUGAGUGCUGAUGAGCAGAGGAAGUAG